Messenger RNA from Oppiella nova, 739 nucleotides. The record is from the annotation of a GenBank genome assembly. NCBI's taxonomy places the organism in Eukaryota, Metazoa, Arthropoda, Arachnida, Sarcoptiformes, Oppiidae.
AUGGGAGGAAUAGUGUUCUCCAACUAUAGCACUAAAUAUAGACAGGAAUUGCAUUUAGUGCUCAAAAACAUCACAUUAGAUGUCAAACCGAGGGAAAGGCUGGCAAUAGUGGGCCGAACCGGUGCUGGAAAGUCAUCCCUGGCUUUGGGUCUCUUCCGACUCAUAGAAGCCACUGAUGGGACGGUUAGUAUCGAUGGCAUCGACUGUUCGACAAUAGGUUUGCAUGACUUGAGGUCUCGGCUAACAGUCAUACCUCAAGAACCGGUACUCUUCGCGGGCUCUUUGCGACACAAUUUGGAUCCAUUGGAUCAGUGGUCAGACAAAGAGAUAUGGAGUGCCUUAGAGUCGGCACAUCUGAAGACAUUUGUGGAGAGCCUGAAGAGUGGACUCAAUCACGAGAUCUCUAUCGACGGCGAGAACGUGAGUGUCGGACAGAAACAGUUGGUCUGUUUGGCGAGAGCUCUACUCAGACGCACCCGAGUCCUGGUCUUAGACGAGGCCACCGCUGCGGUCGAUAUGGAAACGGAUGACUUGAUUCAGAAGACAAUCCGCGAAGAAUUUGAUUCCUCGACAGUCGUGACAAUCGCUCAUCGAUUGAAUUCAAUCAGAGAUUACGACAAAGUGUUGGUUUUGGACAACGGAUCCAUCGCUGAGUUCGGGUCUCCGGAACAGCUUCUGACUGACAACAACUCCAUCUUCUACUCGAUGGCCAAACACGAGGGUAUUGUCUGAAUGUCUC